AGCGCCGGACACGGAGGUCAACCCUAACCAGGCAGUCUGGGGUCUUGGUACCCGGCUUUCGGCAUGUCGGCGAGCCGGAGGCACGUGUUUGUUGAAAAAGUGCUGAAGAGACUUUUUCCCAGUGUUCCAAAUGGCCAAGAAAAGAAGGCACUCCAGAUACCUCCAGCCUCUGAAAAAUCACCCAAGAAAGUGAACUCUGCAAAAGUGAAACAAAAGUGUGUUCCGCCUUUGCCAGAUGGUGACACUAAAAUCCAGUCUGAAAGACGGCUGUACACCGUAAGUUUACCCCCUGAGGGGUAUAUUCCCUUUUUGCCAGAUCCAGACAGCUGUAUGAAUUCUGAAAACGCCUCCAGUGGUGAUGAUGCAGAAGGUCAGGAUCCUCAUGAUCAACCAAAGAGAAAAAGAAUUAGAAAGCACAAAUCAAAGAAAAAUUUUAAGAGUCCCAAUAACAUCCAUGUUGAACAAGCAAAAUUAGAGAAACAGCAGAGUCUUUUACAGGAAAAAUUACAGCCACAGUGCACAGAUGGCCCCACAAUAAGCAAAAACAAAAAAAGGAAGCUGAAAAAGAAACAGCAAAUUAGAAGGAAGAAAGCAGCUGGCUUAGUAUCAAAGGCCUCUGGAAUCAGCUUCAUGUACCAGCCUGAGGAGAGCAAUAGUGAACAAGGAAAUAUAAGAGGUUCUGACUGGGAAGAAGUUACAGACACUAACAAGGAAGAUGUCACAGACGCCAGCGAGGAAGAUGUCACAGAUGCCCACGAGGAAGAUGUUAGAAUUACCAGUGAAAAGGCAGACAGUUUUCUAAACUUUCUGAAGUCAACACAAGAAAUUUAUUUAUAUGAAGGUAACUCCAAAGACACAGACUCAGCCAUCUGCCUGGAGGCCACUGGAGAGCUGUUUCACCGUCUUGAGUCCCACAGCUUGCCUCCCUCAGAUGUGUUCAUUCUGGACCACAUGAAAAUGCUAUUACUUUUCCAGGAUAUUGAGAGGUUGAAGGAUGCUCUGGCAAUGUUCCCAGAACAUUGCACGAUGCCUCCUGACCAGGCCAGAGUAAUCUCAACUUUCUUUAAUUACUGGAUCACACAUAUCCUUCCUGAGAAAAACAAAUGUGUCGCUGAGAUUUGGAACAGGAAGGUACAGAGACGGCGGGGUCGGACCCACCUGGGAUUAAAUGUUGACUCUCAGUAACCAGCUCAUCUCUCUGAGCUUUGGCUUCUUGGUCUAUGAAGCCAGACAAGAAGGAUCUACCGUGGGAGACUGUAGUGAUGGAAUACACAGGACUUCAUGCCGGGCUUCCACACGUAUACCUUUAACCUGCACAAAUUCAACUCUGUGCUCCCAGCACAAAGAGACAAUAUUUGAAGACUGCUGUGUGUCAGAGUCUCCUGAGUGCCAUAAACAUCCAUAUUCUUCUGAAAAAGACCACCGAAGUCUGUCUACUCCUCCAUGAAGUGUGCAGGACAUGGUGGAUCACUCCUAAGAGAGCGGGUGUUUGUCUUCCCCAUCCUGGACUGAUUCUCAGGUUCAUCAGCUCCUGUGGCCCUGACUCAUGGUGACCACAGCCAUCCCUGCGUCCCCAGCCCGCACUCCCCCAAUGGACGUGAUCCAGCCACGUCUCCUCCUCCCAACCUUGGCAGCUGCUCUUCCCAGACCCUGACAUGGAUCCUGGGAAUGUCUUCCCGACAGGUACCAGCUUG
Molecule: messenger RNA, 1694 nt
Organism: Cynocephalus volans (Philippine flying lemur)
Lineage: Eukaryota; Metazoa; Chordata; Mammalia; Dermoptera; Cynocephalidae
Gene: ERICH1
Product: glutamate rich 1
Exons: 7
Coding region: 64-1185 (373 amino acids)
Source: RefSeq, a predicted model, not a curated record